This is a messenger RNA of Otolemur garnettii (small-eared galago), 8243 nucleotides long. It is a transcript of the gene BDP1, whose product is annotated as B double prime 1, subunit of RNA polymerase III transcription initiation factor IIIB. Gene Ontology annotation, molecular function: TFIIIC-class transcription factor complex binding. Gene Ontology annotation, cellular component: transcription factor TFIIIB complex. The record is from RefSeq and is a predicted model, not a curated record. The transcript is spliced from 38 exons. The coding region runs from base 241 to 7230 and encodes 2329 amino acids. Gene Ontology annotation, biological process: RNA polymerase III preinitiation complex assembly. Lineage: Eukaryota; Metazoa; Chordata; Mammalia; Primates; Galagidae.
ACGGGGGUACUGGGAGGAGGUAGAAAUUUGGUUAUUGGUGUGGCAGGGUCAUGAAAAAGCGGCGGCGGUGGGAGAGAGGAGGAAGAGGUGGUGGGGGUGUUAAACUGCGGUAGCUGCCUGCUGGGCUGGUGGUGUGGUUUGUGGGGAAGGCGCAGUUUUCAACCCUCUUUCUGGGCAGCAGCCGGGGCUCGGGGCUGAGAGCGGCGGUGGAGCCGCCUCCCCGGGCCCCCUGGCUCCGCCAUGUUCCGCAGGGCACGCCUUAGCGUGAAGCCGAAUGUCAGGCCUGGUAUAGGCGCCAGGGGCUCCACCGCCCCUAAUCCCCAGCGUGGACAGGAUUCUCCCAGGCCGCCGGAGCCUGCGGCUGACUCUGCUUUGAAGUCAAUAGAACCUACAGAUGUGCCCACGGUGGAUUUUGGGCGACCGGAGUCUAAAGAAAAGCCUUCUAGGAGCAGCGAUGAAAAGACUGGUGAUGGGAAAGAUGUUGAAGAAUCCAGUAAAUCUUCCUGUAUUGUUUCCCACAAAAGAAAGCGAAUGCCAAGUACUUCUAGUCUUGUUAAACCUAGUGUUAGUAUUCCUUCAGAAUCUCAUCCCUUAUCCACAGUUAACCAAGAAACUCCACAGCCAAACCCCAGUCCAACGAAGGAGAAACAGCCAUGCUCAGAUAGAUAUCGGAUAUAUAAAGCCCAGAAACUGAGGGAAAUGUUAAAAGAAGAAUUGAGGAAAGAGAAGAAGCAAUGGAAAAACAAAUGUGCUAUAAGUGAAAGUCAGAAGCCACGAGAUCGUUCAAAAAUGACUAUGAGAGACCUCAUUUAUUACCUGCCAGAUAACAAUCCAAUGACUUCUUCACUGGAACAAGAAAAGAAAGUGGAAAAGUCAUUGCCUGCAGUCCAGACAAGAGAGCUGUUUUCCAUUAAAACAGAUAUGUUUUUUUUAGCCAUCAGCAUGGUGGGAACGGACUUUUCCAUGAUUGGACAGCUUUUUCCUCACAGAGCAAGGAUAGAAAUUAAGAAUAAAUUUAAACGUGAGGAGAAAACAAAUGGAUGGAGAAUAGACAAAGCAUUCCAGGAAAAGCGUCCUUUUGACUUCGAUUUUUUUGCUCAUUUGCUUCAGAAAGUUCUUGCUGAAGAAGAGAAAAGAAAACAAAAGUCUACUAAACAUCACACUUUAAAGGAGAAGAAAUCCUCCAAACCACGGAAAAAUGUAAAAGUGAAAAAAGUUGCCUGUGAAGAAGUGAAUAAUGAUCCAGAUGAGUCUGUGAGUGCUAUAAUUUCAGACUCAGAAAGAUCGCCAAAGGAUACUCAGCCAGCUGAAGAAGAAGAAGAGCCUCUGACUUUAUCAGGGCAAGAUUCAGAACAGGUUGCAUUAAAUCAAAAGAAAAGGAGAAGUAAGAAUCAAGAAGAAGCUAAUGAACAGGAAAUAAACAGUGCUUCAGGAAAUGCCACUGUUCACUCAAACCCGUCUGAAGGAGAAGAGCUCCAGACUGAAUGUCAAUCUUUAAAGCCUGAGGUAAAUGAAGAUGAAUGCAAUAAGAAACAGAAGCUUUCCUGUGUACAAAACAUAGAUGACAAUGCAAGUUUAGCUUCCAGUGAAAAAGUUGAGAAAAUAACUGACCCCAUCCUUUCAUCAAGUAAUCAUCAAGGUGCUAUGUCAGUAGCAACUGAGUCUUCAGAACUAAGCACAUCAGAUUUGCCUUCAUUAGAACUUGGAAUUAGGGAAUUGUGUAAAGUGAAUAAUGCUGACAGUAGUUGUCCAGAAGAAAGAAAUAUUGACCUAAAGAAUACAUCACUGGAAACGGAUCAAACAGAAAAUGUUAAGCCAGUGUUAAGAGGUCGACUUCAGAGACCUAAACCAAAUUUAUCAAGGGCAAUUGUGAAGAAAUCGGUUCUUUCAAAAGGCAAAACAGAUUCAGAGAGCAAGAAUUCACAUCCUGAAGCUUCAGUUGAUAAGAAUCAAAUGGAAAAAGAUAAAAUGAAUUCAUCUGACAGUUCUGGAAUGGAGAAUACAGAAAGAGAGAAUCCAGAAGCUAAGACUCCAUCUAAUUUGAGUGAAAAAAAUUAUUUGCAGGAAGAUAAUCAACCGAAGGCUCUUAGAUCUGCAAGAGUAAUGAGGGGCCGAUUGCAAAGGCUAAAGCCAAAUGUAGGCAAAGCUGCUGAAAAAAAAGAAAUUUUUGCAUCACAAGAAAAAAUUGAGGCCAAUGUAGAUAAGAAUGAAAAUGAAUCCUGUACUAAUAGAGAUAUUUCCCAACAAAUGGAAGAUCAAUUGUGUAAAAAUAUUGAAUGUGAAGAUGUUACAUCACAGCCUGCAAAAAAAGAUUCUUCUCAAGGUGUGCAGCUAGAAGAGCCAAAGGUUCUUAAUGAAUGUAUAAACAUUCAAGAGGAUAAUAAAGCACCUCCACUCAAACAAGUCCCAAUUCAAAGGCCUCGAUUUCAGAAACCAAAGCCAAACAUAGGAAGAGAAAUUGGAAGAAGAAAAAUUUCCUCAAAGGAGGUGGUAUCAGAGGAGAUUCUUGUCUCUGGGGAAGGAACAGCAGCUUUGAGAGAAACUGUUAGAUUAGACACUUCACUAAGACAGAAAGUAUUAGUGGAGAUUAAUACUGCUAAGGAAAUGGAGUCUGAUUUAAAAGAAACUGAAAAAAGCGACAUUUCUCCUGGGGAGAAGAUACCAGAAGUAGUUGAUGUCAUCAUGGAAGUGGAGACAGGUUUAAAAGCAACUGAAAGAAAUAUAUCUCCAAGGAAGAAGACACCAAAGGUGAUUGAUGCCACUGAGGAAAUAGACACAGAUUUGGAAGAAAGAGGAAGAAGGAAAAUAUCCCCACAAGAAAAUGGGCCAGAAGAGGCUAAAAUUAUAUAUGAAAUGGAGACAGAUUUGAAAGAAACUGCAAGAGAAAUGCCCACAAGAGAGACAAUGCCAGAGCUGAUUGGUAUCACUGCAGAGAGACAGACAGAUUUGGAAGAAACUGAAAGAAGAGAAAUAACCACAUGGGUAAAGGCCCCAGAGGAGUUCAAAACUAUAGGUGAAAUGGAAGCAGAUUUUGCAGAAAUUCAGGGGAAAAUUUCCCAAAGGGAAAAGGCAAUAGUGGAGGUCAGUGCCAUAGAGGAAGGGGAAAUUGAUUUAAAGGAAACUGGAAAAAAAGAGAUUUCCUUGAUGGAGAAGCCAUCAGAAAGGAUGACUGUCAUUGAAGAAAUGGAGGCAGAUUUGGAAGAAACUAGAAGGGAAAUUUCUUCGAGGGAUAGAGGAUCUGAGGAGAUCUGUGUUACUAAGGAGAUGGUGGCCGAUUUGGAAAAAACGGGAAAAACAGACAUUUCUUCUCCAAGAGAAAAUGAACCAGAGGAAGCUGGUACCUCAAGACAAACUGAGCCAAAUUUAAUGCAGAACAACAGUGGGGACUGCAGUGCUACGCCUUCCCUAGAUAUAAAAAAUAUUAGCAGUGAAGUACUAUUGGUGAUGCAUACAUCUGUAGAAGAAAAAAGAAAUUCUGAAAAGGACUUACCAAGUCACUUCAAGAUUUCUUCACAGACUUCUGAAUUUGAUAAAACAGAAGACCUGGUGAUGCAACCUCCAGAUGUUCCAGAGCAGUUUUCAGAUGUUAAUUUAAGCAAAUCUCUUCCUCAAGAACAGAAGCCACUUGAAGUUAAGCCAGCACCUUUUGUGAGAAGUCGAUUCAAAAGACCAACACCAAACUUAGCAAGAGCAGCUUCAAAGAGAGAGACUGUAGAAGCAAAAAAAUAUGUAUGUGGGAAGAAAUCUGAAACUGAUAAAACGGAGACUAUUGUGAUACAGCAGAACAGUGAACCAACUAAUACUCUCCCUUCUCAACAUGAUGAUCCUUCCCUAAUGGCACCAAGAGAAGAUGACACAUCAGGUCAAAUGGAAGAGGAGACUGUGAUAUUACCAUGUACACAGACAGAAAAGGACCUUUCACCUUCAAAUGCUUGUGGACCUAAAGAGGAGUCUCUGUUAACACAAGCCAAGGAAGAUGAUUUAGUUGUUUCUAUAGGGAGUCAUAAUAUAAACACUUUCCAAGAAGAAGUCAAAGAAAGUGUUAUCCAAAGUCCUCACCCAAUAAGAGGUCGACUUCAGAGACCCAGACCAAAUGUAAGAAGGGCUGGACAGAGGCAAAUAGCAGGAAAAGGUGAAACCAAAGGCAUAAUUAAGGAAGAAAGAACAGUACUACAGAAAGAUGAAAUUAAUAAUAAAGAUCUUAUUGCGUCAGAUUCUCAAAUUGGAACUGAAGUUGAAGUUACCUCCUCUAAAGUUUCAGAAUGUGGAAUGCAUGAAAAUCAGAAUGACAUGGUUCUUGUAGAAAGCAUUCAUGUUAACAAAGUAAAUGUCCUAGAUGGAAAGACGAGACAUGGAAAUGAACCGUAUGUUUCUAGUCCCGCCCCAGUGAUACGAAGGAAAUUUCAAAAGGCUAAGCCAAAUCUGGGAAGAGCACACGGUAAGAAAGGGAAGCCAGAUACAGGAAAAGGCACAGCAGAUCAGAGUGAGGCAAGCAAGCCAGAAGAUAACUUACUUCAGCAAGGAGAUUCUGACACCCAGCUCCAUCUAAAAGAAAAGGUGGAGUUCUUGAGCUCUCUGGAGGUUUCAGCAAGAAAUGAUUGUAUAGGUUCCAACGAGUCAGAUUUGGCUCCCAAACAUGCUGAAUUAGAAGAAGUGGGACCAUUGGGAAGAGGUGGAGAGAAACCUGUAGGAGACAAUUGUGUGACUUCAGUCAUUGAAGAGCCGUAUCUCAAUAAACUAACAAGCCGUCCACAACCGUUGAAAGGAUCAAAUUCCUCUAAAAUUGCUUCUGAUCAAAGAACUAUUUCUAAUGCAACUGAAUGUGAGAUAGAUCAUGGUGAAAAGAGAAUGCAUAGAAAGACUAAACCAAAUGUCACCAGAGGGCGUGGAUCAAAACGAAUUCGGAGUAAGACCUCUAAGAAGGAACCUAGAGCUUCUAAGUCCACGCUGGUGACUCUUCGGGCUUCCCAGGAAGAAGAUGAAGAUGAUGCUGAAGAUUUUGAGUCUGACUAUGAAGAAGAAAGUUAUCAUCUUGCUCCAGAAGAAGUAAACAAAGCUCCAGUUUUUGUUCCUAUUGGUCUCAGAUCACCUGAACCUGUUCCUGCUCAGAUUGAGGAAACCAUGGAAGAGCUUGAAAUAACCGUGAAUGUCCCAGAUAUAGGAUGCAUGGCUGUUGUUGAGCAUCCGCUCUCAAACACAGAUGUGACUACUCAGGAAAUGAAACAGGAAGAAAAUCUGAACGUAUCAUCAUUUGAAAUGACCACAGGUGAAUAUACUCAAGAUGAACCAGGUGCCAAUGAUGGAAGCACUGAAGCUGCCAUAACUUUACUUACAAUGGGAGAUCUACUAUUGCAGUCAGAGAUCACUACUGUACAGGGUGAUGUAGGAGUAUGUGUACUUCCUCAUGUUCAUUCAGAGGAUAAAAGCCAUAUUCCUUUUAGUCCAGACAGUGUACAUCAUGAAAUUCUGCAAGAAUGUCAGGAGGUUUCUUUACCUGUCAUUAGUACGUUUCCUGCAUCCUUUGAAGAAAAUAAGAUUAUAUCGGAGGAGCAAAGUGCCAGAGAAGAAAGGGGUUUAAUGGAGAAAGUAAAGGAGAAUGCGACAGCAACCAGGAAUACAGCUUCUAAGAUAACCAACAAUUUGAGAAUGAGAAGUAGAUUUGCUAAACCUAAACUAAAUCUGGAGAAGAUUUUAGGGACCAACAGGCUUGAUGCUCAUGCGGAAGUUCCCAGUUUGUGUAUAACCAAAGGGGAAUUACCACAACCACAAAGAGAUACUGAGAAAAAUGCUUCUAAAACAACAGAAUUAGAAGAUAAAAGCCUCGGACCAGUUACAGUAGCAGAGAAUAAGGAACAGAGCAAAUUGGCAUGUGUACAUGAUAUCAAAGGGACCAGUAUUUCUCAAGAAGUAAACCUGACCGAAAGAAAUGAAGAUCAAGAAGUGGGAUCUCAAGAAGUUCAGAUAUUGUCAGUUGCUCCAGUUGUUUCUUCUGAGACAGCGCCCCACACACUUGCUUUGGGUAUGGUUCUUGCUGAGAGUUCUGUUGAAGAGCCUCUAAGAAAGGAUUCUGAAGGAGACAGUGUGCCAGAGUGUUCACCAACGAGUCUUCCAGAAGUCCAACAAGAGAAUAUAAUCAAUCCUCUAGACCUUACAGCGAAUCUAAUUCCUAAUGUACAUCAAGAUGGAGAAGAUGAACAAACAUUCAUUUUAACUCUGGUGGAAAUCCCAGCCAAUGCAGUUGAAGACUUUACAGAUACUGCUGCACAGUUAAUGCCAAACACUUUACUGCCAGCACCCAUUUUGGUCAAAUCAGUGAAUGCUGAACAAAAGGGAGACAUGAGUAUUUGCUUACCAACAACUUCAGUUGGUCAGGAUGCCAUGUGUUUAUUUGAUUCUGGAAAAGAUGGUUCUGAAAACCUUCCUGCUAAUUUGGACAUUACGUGCAGAAAGAGAUUUCACUGCAGGCUUGACAAAAGUGAUGUUCCUCCUGCCAAAAAAACUUCACCUAUUUCAAGAGAUGAUUGUCAAGAAUAUACCUCUGAGGUGUGUUCAAACGAAUUAAUAAAUAUUUUUGAGGAAAGAGGGGAGCCUUACAAGAGACAAAGUAUUUUUCCUACCUCAGGGAGCACACAUACAACUCCAGAACCUCAAAAUAAACAAGAUGAAUCAAGCUUUCAGAGUGUUGGGUCAAGAUCUCUUGAUAAAAUAAUAGAUACACAUACAGAAAAGAAUAUGCCUCACUUACCUCAGGAUGAGAUAAUUAUGUCUGAUAAGGAAGAAAGAACUGAUGCUGCUUCUAAGACUGAACAAAAGGAUAAUAGAAUACCAUCUUCCAAAGCUCCACUCUCCAGACCUGGCAGAAGACCCCUGGGAUUUUUGUCUUUAAUUUGUUCAAAGAGCAGUUUGGAAUCUGAUGAACCUACUCAGGUCCAUAGUAAGAAGCGCCUAAGACCUCUCAUACCCGUGUCAAGACAGAAGUUGAAAAGAUCCAAUCCAUUCAGCGAAAGCCAGAAAAAAAAUCAAGAGUCCUCUGAUCUGCUUCCAUCUCCAAGUGUUAUUAACAAUCAUUCUGAGAAUAUUGGCUGUUUGGCAACUCAGGUUUCUUCUGGUCAGCCUUCACUGAAGGAAGCAUGUAAAAGUGGCCAAAAGCGGAGACGUGAAGAGGAGCCAACCACAGUCUCUGAAUAUUUCUUCAGUGAUAUCUUCAUUGAAGUGGAUGAAAAAGAGUAAACAGUCUCUUGUUUGUUCUUUUGUUUUUUGUUUAAGCCUGGGAUUUCCCGGGUCAAUUACAUCAACAAAGCAGUAUUUAGAGAAAAGCAUCACUGUCUAAUUUACUUUUGAGGUUUGAUUUUGAGUAUAUAAUGAGCUUGGUUGGAAGCUUUUAUAAUCAGUGAGAAACAUUUCUGAGGUUCCUUUCAUUCUGAUGAUUCAGCAUUUUGGAAAUACCAAGCAAUUAAGACUGCUUUCUCACACAGAAAUAGCAACUCUUGUUUACAUUUUUGAUUCUUCCUGCGCUGACCACACAUGGACAUUUGAGAAUGUUGUGGAUAAAUUUCUCUGUAUCAAUCAUAGUGCUGAUGUAUUUGGAGGUCGUUUGUAUUGUAUGUAACCUUGAGAAACUUCCUUACUUUUUUUUUCCCCCAAAAAAAUAUUGUGGUUUUUUGGAUGUGGGAUGAUGAAGACCUUUUCAGUUGCCUCUGAGUACAGUUAUGUGCCACAUAACGUAACAAUGUUUUAGUCAACAACAGACUGCAUGUAUGAAGGUGGUCCCAUAAGAUUAUAAUGGAGCUGAAAAAGUCCUAUUGCCUGUUGAUGUUGAAGCCAUUGUAGUGCAACCCAUUGCCUUUUCUGUGUUUAGAUACAUAAAUACUUACCAUUGUGGUAUAAUUGCUUACAGAAUACAAUACAGUAACGUGUUGAACAGAUUUGUAGUUGAGGAGCAAUAGGCUGUACCAUAUAACCUGGGGGUGUAAUAGGCUGGGGGUGUAGUAAUCUGUGGUCCAGAUUUAUGUAAGUUCAAACAACAGGGAAAUGGCCUAACAACUCUGUUCAUGGAUUGUUAAACAACACAUGACUGUAUAUGAAAACAAAUUGUCAAACUCCACUUUAGUAUGGUAAAUGUUAAAAAACUUUUCUAUUAGCAGCUGUUUGGCUGAAUGAAAAAUAUGUAUUUUUCUAAUUUGUAGUAUUAUAACAUUAACUCUAAUUGAAGAACUAGCAUUUAAGCUUAUUAUUUAUAAAGA